CCAGCGGCCGCCCCGCGGGCUAAGAUCUCAACUUUAUUCAGAAACAAGACAUCAGCCUCGGAACAACAGAGAAGCGCACAGCCCCAAACCCUCAGGGGUACCAUGGAGUACCUCUCAGCCUUGAACCCCAAUGGACUGCUGAGGUCGGUAUCCACUAUGAGCUCUGAGCUUGGCCGUAGGGUCUGGAACUCAGCUCCACCUCAACGACCCUUCCGUGUCUGCGAUCACAAGCGGAGAGUCCGGAAAGGUCUGACAGCGGCCACCCGCGAGGAACUGCUAGAUAAGGUACUGGAGACCCUGCUGCUCAGUGGAGUGCUAACCCUGGUGCUGGAGGAGGACGGGACCGCCGUGGAAAGUGAGGACUUCUUCCAGCUGCUCGAGGAUGACACGUGCUUGAUGGUGCUAGAGCAGGGACAGAGCUGGAGCCCCAGGAGUGGGAUGUUGUUACACGGCCUAGGACGGGAGAAGCCCAAACACAGCAAAGACAUUGCCCGCAUCACCUUUGAUGUCUACAAGGAAAAUCCUCGAGACCUCUUCGGCAGCCUCAAUGUCAAAGCUACAUUCUACGGGCUCUACUCCAUGAGCUGUGAUUUUCAAGGAGUUGGACCCAAAAAAGUCCUCAGGGAGCUCCUCCGUUGGACUUCCUCCCUGCUGCAAGGCCUGGGCCAUAUCCUGCUGGGCAUCUCAUCUACCCUUCGCCACAUGGUGGAGGGGGCUGAGCGGUGGCAGUGGCACAAGCAGAGUCACCUCCAUUAAUAAUGAAAAAUGCUUUGAGCCUGUGCCCUGAGACUGGCUCCACGAGACACCUGAGAGCUAUAAGACACCAUCGUAUCAGAAGCGGUCAGCACACUGCCUUGGUCCUCCAGCCCGCACAUUUCCCGAAGGAUGCUGCCCCUGACCUACAUCUCCUGUCUUCUACUUACCCCGCAGACAACCCUGUCCCCUGGCAUCCUGACCCACCAUAACUGCUGCUACACCCAGGUUCUUACUGAUCCUAUCCCAAAGGUCUACAUACCAAUGACCAGUCCCCAGCUUUGCCUUGAGAUACUGUUCCCC
Microtus ochrogaster (prairie vole) is the source of this 1056-nucleotide messenger RNA. RefSeq names its product cell death inducing DFFA like effector b (gene Cideb). The record is from RefSeq and is a predicted model, not a curated record. Gene Ontology annotation, biological process: regulation of apoptotic process; apoptotic process. Lineage: Eukaryota; Metazoa; Chordata; Mammalia; Rodentia; Cricetidae.